AUGCCGACCCAGCACCGCAUCCUCUCGCUUGUCUACAACGACUUCGAAGCCCUCGAUCUCUUCGGCCCACUGGGCGCCAUCAUCCCUCGCAGCGACUACUACAGUCUCGAGCUCGUCAACCUCCACAACCUGGACUCGCCACAUGGCAUCGAAACCUCCAUAAAGAACGGCAUCGGCGUGAUCCCCACCCUCUCACUGGUUGAGGCCCUCAGGGAGGACCACCAGUUCGACACUCUUUUCAUCCCGGGCGGGUUCGGCAUGCUGCCGCUGAUCUGGGACCCGAUCCUGCUGCAGCGCAUCGGGAAGCUGGUCGACCGCGCCGCGAACGUUUUCACUGUGUGUACCGGGUCCAUCCUGCUAGCUGCGACCGGUCGGCUGGACGGGAGAAAGGCGACGACGAAUAAGCGGCUGUAUGAUGAGUUGACUCCUAAGUACCCCGGCGUCCAAUGGCAGAAGCGUGCCCGCUGGGUGCAGGACGGAAAAUUCCUGACUUCCUCCGGUGUUACGGCGGGGAUCGACGCGGGCUUUGCGUUCAUGGCUAACACGUAUGUUGCGCCAGAGGACCGCCAGGCUCAUCCUGAGGGUCAGAAGUUUGCUUCGGAGGGAGAGGAGACUUCCAUUCCGGGCUUCAACAAGGAAAAAGCUCUGCAUCAUGCUCAUUUCGUUGCGUUUGGUUUGGAGUAUCGCUGGCACUCGGAUCCUGCUGAUGAUCCAUUUGUGGAUUUGCCUGGAACAGACGGCAAGGCAUAG
Aspergillus fischeri NRRL 181 is the source of this 750-nucleotide messenger RNA. Its product is annotated as putative ThiJ/PfpI family transcriptional regulator. The record is from RefSeq and is a predicted model, not a curated record. The transcript is spliced from 2 exons. The coding region runs from base 1 to 750 and encodes 249 amino acids. Lineage: Eukaryota; Fungi; Ascomycota; Eurotiomycetes; Eurotiales; Aspergillaceae.